CAGCCUGGGAUAAGGGACACUGAGAAGCUAGGAGGAGUGCAGCCGUGCAGAGGCUGCUCUCUGGUCUUCACUGUGUAGGUCAGCUGCACUCUCUUUCCAUCCGGAUUGUGGAUUUACAAUUUAACCCUUUAAGACCCAUCAAUAUUCAACCUGUUUGUAGCACCAUCUGUCUGCUUUUCAUAUUGCUGCUAUGUUUUGCUCGUGGAUUUCUGUUAAUCUGUUAAAAAGUAUAUUCUGCUGCUCACACAAGCAAAGCUCUACAUAAACUGCUGCACGUAACAUGCCAUAUUGAUAUAUAAUAUUCUGCUGCGUACAUCACAAACUGGAAUAUCGUUGACGUUUUCUGUUAUUGUUGCUAUUUUUAUUAGCACUAGUUGCUGGAAGCUGUAGUAAAGUGAGGUUAGAAGAUGGGGGGCAAUUUGGGUUGCCACAGGUCCAUUCCUAAGGACCCCUCGGACUUCUGCCAAAAGAAUCGUAAGUUCAGCGCUGCUUGCAACUUCAGCAACAUCCUGGUGAACCAAGAGAGGCUGAAUAUCAACACUGCCACCGAGGAGGAGCUGAUGACUCUUCCUGGGGUGACCAGGCAGGUGGCACAGAAUAUAGUGGAAUACAGGGAGUACAUAGGGGGAUUUAAGAAAGUGGAGGACUUGGCUUUAGUUAGUGGCGUUGGGGCUGCAAAGCUGGAACAGGUGAAGUUUGAGAUCUGUGUGAGCAGUAAAAGUAGCUCAGCACAGCAUUCUCCCAAUUCUUUGAGGAAGGAUGUGGAUCAUGCACACCAUGGGCAGCACCUGUCUGCAGCCAGGGUCAACCUCAACACGGCCACUACUGCCCAGCUGAUGAGCCUCAGAGGGGUAACAGAAGAGAUGGCACAGGGUAUUAUACAGUACCGCAGCCAGAAUGGGCCAUUGAAGAGUGUUGAGGACUUAGUCAAAGUGGACUCUAUUAGCCCCUCCUUCCUAGACAAAGUUAGGCAUCAAGUCUAUGUCCAGAGAUCUCGCCCCCCAUCCACCCACACCAAUGGGGGUCUGCACUUUAUGGCCAAGCCUCACCCUAGCCCAACCUCCUUAAGCCUUCAGAGUGAGGACUUGGACUUUCCACCUGGUGGACCCACUCAGCUGAUCUCCACACGCCCCCCUGUGGAGGUCUUUGGAGGGGUGAGAGAGGGCAAACCCGUGCUUAGGGUGGCCACCUGGAAUCUACAGAACUGCAGUUUGGAUAAAGCCAACAACCCUGGUGUGAGGGAGGUGGUGUGCAUGACUUUGUUAGAGAACAGUAUCAAGCUGUUGGCUGUCCAGGAACUGUCGGACAAAGAUGCACUGGAAAAGUUCUGCUCAGAGUUAAACCAACCAUCUCUCCCGAACAUUCGCAAGUGGAAAGGGGUCAGAGGUUCCUGGAAGUGCAUUAUUUCGGAAAAGCCAUCUUCCUACCCAAACCAGAAAGCGGAAUAUUCUGGAUUUUUGUGGGAUACAACAGCCGGCAUAGAACUGAAGAGUGUCACCCUGCAGGAGAGCUCACAGACCAAUGGCAACGGCCGGCACACAUACCCACACCCCUACAUUGGCUACUACAAGGUUGGAAUGAAUGACGUAACGCUGGUAAACAUUCACUUGUCCCCUCCCGCUGGAGAAAUUGGCAAGCACCAAAGCGACACUCAUAAGUCCUCAACCUUUGGCCAGACAUUGCAGGAAACCUUGAAAGGGGAGAAGGAUGUGAUCAUUUUGGGAAGUUUUAACUUUCCCCCAGACAACAGUGACUUUGAUUCAUUGAGGAAGGAGAAGUUCCACAGUCUGCUCCCUGCAAGCACAUUUACAAACAUAAGCACAAAGAAUCCACAAGGAAAUAAGUCAUCAGAUAACAUCUGGAUUAGUAAAAGCCUAAAAAAGGUGUUCACAGGUUUUUCUUUAGUCGUAAGAGAAGGUCUAACUAAUCCUUGGAUACCCGAUAACUGGUCCUGGGGAGGAGUGGCGUCAGAACACUGCCCUAUAUUAGCGGAAUUUUAUCUUGACAAAGACUCUAAUAGAAAGGAAGUGACUCCAAAAGCAAAUGGCGUCACAGUGGAACGCAACGAUGCAAACACAAAGCACGAAAGAUGAAGUCAUUAAGGAUCCCAUAUCAUUUCAGCGAAAGAAGGAAGAAGGAAUGUUUCUUUGUACAUCCUGACUGUGAAUUCUUAUACAGAAAUGCUAUGCCUUGCAUAUUGUGCAUAUUAUUAUUUGGUUUCCGAUAGGCUACAACCUUUUGAUGCUAUACGCGGAUCUGUUAGAAUAUCCAAUUGCAAUAGAUCAGCUGCCGUCUUAACUUUCUGCCUCGGCCAUGAACACUUGAGCGUUACAUAUGGACGAUUAAUAAACAUGCUCUAGAGAAUAUAAGAGAAAGGAAGAAAAUAUAUUUCUGCAUCUUUGUGAACCAGUUUUUCUUUGUAACUGUAAAACAAUGCAAUAACUAAAGACUUAAAAAAGUUGACCUCUAACACUGUCGAUAACUUUUUCUCAAUUAAAUUAAUGACUACAUAAAACUUUCAAUUAUUAUAAGAACAUGGUGUAACAUGUUGCAUUUUGUUUUUGUGUUGAUCAGUUGUAAGCACUUUAUUGUAACUACAAUCUCUGCAGGGAUUAAAGAAAAAUUUGUAUAAAAAAUAAAUAGCCAUUGAUUCAUAUCAGAA
Bombina bombina (fire-bellied toad) is the source of this 2662-nucleotide messenger RNA. It is a transcript of the gene EEPD1, whose product is annotated as endonuclease/exonuclease/phosphatase family domain containing 1. The record is from RefSeq and is a predicted model, not a curated record. NCBI's taxonomy places the organism in Eukaryota, Metazoa, Chordata, Amphibia, Anura, Bombinatoridae. The transcript is spliced from 7 exons. Bases 408 to 2093 code for a protein of 561 amino acids. Gene Ontology annotation, cellular component: plasma membrane. Gene Ontology annotation, molecular function: catalytic activity; DNA binding. Gene Ontology annotation, biological process: DNA repair.